UCCCGUUGAUUUCAAGUUUCUAUAAGAACCGAGCAAAAACCCUAAUUUAUUCUUUGAUUUUGUUGGAUUCUCUCGACGAGCCGUUUCUCUCUUCAGCGUCCAGACAGUCAGAGAUCCUCCCAAUCAAACAACAAUGACAAAGAGAACCAAGAAGGCUGGAAUUGUUGGAAAAUAUGGUACUCGUUAUGGUGCCAGUUUGAGGAAGCAAAUUAAGAAGAUGGAGGUUAGUCAACACAGCAAGUACUUCUGUGAGUUCUGCGGAAAGUAUGCGGUGAAGAGAAAAGCCGUCGGUAUCUGGGGCUGCAAGGAUUGCGGAAAAGUCAAAGCAGGCGGUGCUUAUACUUUGAACACUGCUAGCGCUGUGACUGUGAGGAGUACCAUCAGGAGGCUGAGGGAGCAAACUGAGAGCUGAGCAACCACUGAAUUCCAGAGCUGACCCCAGCAUGAACAGAGUGAUGAACGGAGUGAUGAGCCUAUCACCAAGUUCCAACUCGAGUUGAUCUCUAGAUAAGCUAUUGAACUUUGGCUUGAACAACUUAUGCCCCUUUUUUUUGAAUAAUGAAUGACUUCUGUUGAAUGAA
Molecule: messenger RNA, 581 nt
Organism: Gossypium raimondii (Peruvian cotton)
Lineage: Eukaryota; Viridiplantae; Streptophyta; Magnoliopsida; Malvales; Malvaceae
Product: 60S ribosomal protein L37a
Exons: 6
Coding region: 134-412 (92 amino acids)
Biological process (GO): translation
Cellular component (GO): ribosome
Molecular function (GO): structural constituent of ribosome
Source: RefSeq, a predicted model, not a curated record